UAUCAUCACCAUCAGGAUCAUCACCACAAGCAACAUAGACAUCUUCACUCAUCAAUCAUAUAUAAAAUCUCCUCUCUUCCAAAAGACUCAGUAGAGUAACAUAGACAUCUCAUCUCAACUCAGAAACAACCAAAAAAAGUCCACUUCGAAAACCCAACCUUGUCUUAUUAGACCCUUAUAACGAACACAUCCUCCACACUGAUUGAACCAUCAUCACCUGUUUCAAACUCCAAAAACCCUUAAAAUCAUUCAAAAAUGUCUGCCAUCGCCGCUAACGCCGUCCGAUCCCCCCUCUCCGCCCUUGCCAGGCAAGCCUUCAAGAGCUUCCGUCAAUCGGCCCGGAUCGUCGAGGGGCCUACUGAAGCCUUACCUGCAACUGUCCCCUCUCAACGCGCAGAUUGGGGCCGCAUUGCACGAACUCGUGUCGGCGUUGCAGCUGUAUACUUCCCCGUCCUAGGUGGUUUCCUCUCCUGGCCCUUCAUCGCCAAGGCUUUCCUCGACGGACGCAUGUAAAAGAUGCAAACUUCGCUUCGAACGUGUGCAUAAUUUGCACAAACAUGCAUUAAUAGCUUCCAUUACUAUCACAACAACAGGCUAUACGUAUAGCUGUACAUAGAAUCCCCACACACACAUCUACGACAUCCGGAAGGCGUUUCAUUUGAGUUUCUAGAAACAGACAGGUACAGAAUACCUGGGAUGUUUUCUACAUCAU
This is a messenger RNA of Daldinia caldariorum, 712 nucleotides long. RefSeq lists its product as uncharacterized. The record is from RefSeq and is a predicted model, not a curated record. Lineage: Eukaryota; Fungi; Ascomycota; Sordariomycetes; Xylariales; Hypoxylaceae. The transcript has 2 exons. Bases 256 to 513 code for a protein of 85 amino acids.